This is a messenger RNA of Melanotaenia boesemani (Boeseman's rainbowfish), 2229 nucleotides long. It is a transcript of the gene cyp19a1b, whose product is annotated as aromatase. Gene Ontology annotation, molecular function: oxidoreductase activity, acting on paired donors, with incorporation or reduction of molecular oxygen; heme binding; iron ion binding. The transcript has 10 exons. Lineage: Eukaryota; Metazoa; Chordata; Actinopteri; Atheriniformes; Melanotaeniidae. The record is from RefSeq and is a predicted model, not a curated record. The coding region runs from base 230 to 1732 and encodes 500 amino acids.
AGCAACCGGUAAAGUGAAGGCUCAACCAAGGAUUUAUAAACACUUGAUUCACUGUGAUUUAUUUGUUGGAAGAAUUUUGAUCACCUUUAAAACCAGCAGAGGGAGUUUAGCAUCUCCUCAGACUGCAGUUGUGGGAGGUAGGAGAGCAUCAGAGAGGAGAAUUAGAUCCUAUCUGAGGUCAGACAGUGGAUGGGUAAAUCUACGCUGUUGAGCUGGACAAACAAAGUAGAUGAUGCUGCCAGGGAUGCUCACCUUCAGCCCUUUGGUGGUUCAAAGUGUGUCUGAAGUCACCCCAGUUCUGCUUCUUCUGCUGCUGUUGUUUCUCUUCAUCACUUGGAGUCAAGCACACCGGUCGCACAUACCAGGUCCUUUAUUCUUGGCAGGACUUGGUCCGAUUCUAUCCUACACCAGGUUCAUCUGGACUGGGAUUGGAACAGCGUGCAACUACUACAACAACAAAUAUGGCAGCAUUGUCCGGGUGUGGAUUAAUGGGGAGGAGACCCUCAUCCUGAGCAGGUCGUCUGCUGUGUACCAUGUACUGAGAAGUGCUCACUACACGUCCAGAUUUGGGAGCAAAAAAGGCCUAGAGUGUAUUGGGAUGGAAGGGAGGGGUAUAAUUUUCAACAGUGAUAUCCCGCUUUGGAAAAAAGUGAGGGUGUAUUUUUCUAAAGCCUUGACAGGCCCUGGCCUUCAGAGGACGGUGGGAAUCUGUGUGAGCGCUACAACCAAACAUCUGGACAGCCUGCAAGACAUGACCGACUCUUUCGGGCAUGUGGAUGCCCUCAAUCUGCUGAGAGCCAUUGUGGUUGAUAUUUCUAACAGGCUUUUUCUCAGGGUGCCACUCAACGAGGAGGAACUGCUUAUGAAAAUCCAUAACUACUUUGAGACCUGGCAAACAGUUCUAAUAAAGCCUGAUAUUUUCUUCAAGAUGGGAUGGCUGUACAACAAACAUAAGAGAGCAGCCCAGGAGUUGCAGGAUGUUAUGGAGAACCUGCUUGCAAUCAAAAGAAAGAUUAUUAAUGAAACCGAGAAGCUGGAUGAUGAUCUUGACUUUGCAACAGAGCUCAUCUUUGCCCAGAACCAUGGAGAGCUCUCAGCAGAUAACGUCAGGCAGUGUGUCCUGGAGAUGGUGAUUGCAGCACCUGACACGCUCUCCAUCAGCCUCUUCUUCAUGCUGAUGUUGUUAAAGCAGAACCCUGAAGUGGAGCUGCGGAUCGUGGAAGAGAUGAGCACCAUGCUGAGGGGCAAAGCUGCAGAGAAUAUUGAUUUUGAAAGAUUGAAAGUGAUGGAGAGUUUCAUCAAUGAGUCUUUGCGGUUUCAUCCUGUGGUUGAUUUCACAAUGCGUAAAGCUCUGGAGGAUGAUGACAUUGAAGGCACAAAAAUCAAAAAAGGAACCAACAUCAUUCUUAACAUUGGUCUCAUGCACAAAACUGAAUUCUUCCCUAAACCAAAAGAGUUCAGCCUAACAAACUUCGACAAUACAGUGCCCAAUCGCUUCUUCCAGCCCUUUGGCUGUGGGCCUCGCUCCUGUGUGGGUAAACACAUCGCCAUGGUGAUGAUGAAGGCCAUCUUGAUUACUCUGUUGUCUCGUUACACGGUGUGUCCCCGCCAAGGCUGCACCCUCAACAGCAUCAGGCAGACCAACAACCUGUCGCAGCAGCCCGUGGAGGACAAGCACAGCCUCACCAUGCGUUUCAUCCCUCGUGCAACACAACCCCACAGUCAGUUCUGAAAUAUAAGAAAAUCUUUAACAUCUUUGAUGACAGCAUGCUGUAUGUGACUGAUUAUCUGCUGAGCUGGAAAUAGUCACGGGACAAGACAAAAGUCCAUAUAAACACUUGGCAUUAACACUUUUUUUUCUAAUGAAGCAGCAGAUGUUUUAUGUAUUCAGACAUUGCCAAGUAUUAACAGUUAGGUUGCAUGUUUUAGCUAGAAAACUACACAUUUCUCUGCUUUCUGUCUCAGUUGUGCCAGCUAGAGAUUAGACUAAAUACCUGCUGUAGUGGCAAAAAAUAGGAAAAUAACAGUGUUUCAUAUUGUUAAUUUACUCCCACUAUGGUCCAGGUUUGUCUAGCCAUGAUAGUUAAACACUAUAGUUUAAUACUACGUAUAUAACUAAUGUACUAAUAUGAUGUAGUAAGCAGUGUAACAUUACAAUCAUGAUGUGUCAUGUGCUUUAAGGAUGGAUGUGGGUGGAAAUGCAGACUAUAAUAAAGAUAGAAAAAAGGC